Messenger RNA from Cordyceps fumosorosea ARSEF 2679, 3444 nucleotides. RefSeq names its product dDENN domain protein. Gene Ontology annotation, cellular component: cytoplasmic vesicle. The record is from RefSeq and is a predicted model, not a curated record. The coding region runs from base 1 to 3444 and encodes 1147 amino acids. The transcript has 2 exons. Gene Ontology annotation, biological process: regulation of Rab protein signal transduction. Lineage: Eukaryota; Fungi; Ascomycota; Sordariomycetes; Hypocreales; Cordycipitaceae.
AUGGACUCCUCAUCGGCUCCUUUGGCUCACUACUUCUGGAUUGCUGGUGUAGAGUCAAUAUCCUACGAUGAUGCUCCUCAGCCUACCUUGCCUGUUGACGACACCAUCGCCGAAGAUGGGGAGCCUGAUAACGGCGUAAUUGUCAACGGCCAGCAUCGCCCAAACACCGCCCGUCACUCGCGCCAAAACUCAGCCAACCGCCUCUCCAAAAUCUCCAUCGACGCGCAUUCCACAUCCAGCACUCUCGAUGACCUCGACAGCACUUGGAGCAAUCGCAGCAGUGCAACCAUUCGUCCAAGCAGUAAAUUGCCCCCUCCCGCAACGACUUCCUCCGAUGUCGCGGCAUCGCCCGAGGACGAAUCAUUACCCGCUCCUCGCAUGGGCGACGUCGACUUUGACAGGGCUCUCCUCAAAUUUGCUGCCGAGCGCGAAAACUUUCUAGAGGACCUAUCAUUUACCGCUGGUGCCAGAGUCCAGGCCAGAGCUCCCAUGGUCAAUCCCCGUGCUGAGCGCAUCAAGGCCGACGAGGUUCCCAGCGGCCGAAUGAGUCCGCUACGCAGCCUCAAAGGCAGCAUUCGCCGAAAAAUCAGCUUCAGGGAAAUGAGCAGCACAAAACGUCAGGGGACCAUUCACAGAAGCAGCAACAUCAAUGGAUCUGCUUCUAUUCGUACCGCCAAGCGCCUCAGUAACUAUAAUUCAGUAAUCCCCCCGCCCGAGCCUCUCAACACCGAUCCCGAUAUGCACCCGCUCAAGCGUCGAUUCGAACCCGUCCUCUUGGACCGAUAUCCACCCAAGAGUGCCACCGAGGAGGUUCCACGACGGGGCCGGUUCCCUGACUAUGUACCCAUGUUCGCCUUCCCCAAUGACAUCCAAAUUGUCUCCUCGGACGAACGCCCACGCUCCACGUGGCACGGCUUUACCAUGACCGCCGAGGAUAGUAGCAAACUCUACGGCAUCUCCAUCAUUAUCUGGACAGCCCUAUCUGCCGACGUGGCUGAUGAUGUCGAGAUGAAGUGCGAGCAGUGGCGCCAGAGCCACAUGUCUAACGAAGAACGCGAGCUCGCUGCGAGCCUGGGCAUCAGGUUAGCUGGAGAGCGCACACAUCUUUCACAGCUUCUUGCAAAGUUGCCAACAAUACCCUCAGGAUCGGUCGCCCGCGAAAGGCUUGAGGACGAAAUCAGCACAGUCGAAGAAAAGAUUGCUCUCAUGACAGAUAUGCUGCGCCCACUUCGCCAUGGAGCCGCCUCCAAGAUUGAAGGACUAACAGCCGGUGAGAGCGGGUUGUGGAUUCCUCGAGCCUACGGCGUAUUGGGUAAAGACGCUGCCAACAUGUCUUUCUGGAAGGAAUGGCUUAAGGCUAUUGUCGUGCCCAUGACCGACGGAGCUGUCCUCCGGGUACCACCAAGCUCGCCCAGAGUCGGCCGCUGGCAGCCUCUCGAACGCUAUAUUGUCAAUAUGUGCACCGAGGCGUUCAGUCCUCUAGGGUCCAAAACGCAGGUCGAAUUAGGCAUCCGGGAGCUGAAGCUCUAUGCUCGCAAAGAGGCUGCCAAUGAGAUCCCUGGCUCCCGGACCAUUGACUUGUACGCGCUGUUCCGCUGCCUGUCGUUAGAAAAUAUUGUUGCUCUUUACGAAUACGCCAUGGCCGAAUCUCGUAUCAUUUUCCUUUCCUCGCACACCAGCAUGCUGCAUCUAGCUUGCCACGCCUUGGCCAACCUCCUGUACCCUCUCAAGUGGGCCAGCAUCUUCAUCCCCAUCCUUCCCGCCAGACUCAUUUCGGCUCUCGAGGCCCCUUGCCCAUAUAUCGUGGGUGUCGAACGACGAUACGACCGCAUUGAUCUGCCGGACGAUGACUACGUUCUGGUUGACCUCGACAAGGACACCAUUGACGCCACAUCACAACCCCACCGCCUACCUCGACAGCAAAGACGCAAGCUCAUGUCGCUUCUUCAGGUUGCUGCCCCUCACCGAAUCCGCUAUGGCGUUGUUGAGGGACCGCCACCCUACGCCGUUGAAUCGUUCCCUUACGAUGCCUUCUCAACCGAGAACGGAUCCAUCUUCAACUCUAGAGCCAGCGAGAGCACUCUAGGAAAGUGGGUGUCGCAAAACUCGUCGAGCUUUGGCGAGCCUCUGUCUUCCUCAGCCCUGCAACCUCCUGUGUUCAACGCAUUCACGGAGGCCAUCACCGAUACCGGCAAGUCAGAUCGCCCCGGCACCAGCAAGUCGAGCCGGACGAGCCCCCAGUCUUCAGUGUCGCCCGAAUCGACUCACUUCCCUCCUCUGCCCACAACACCGACGACGCCAAUCUCGAGAAGCGAUUCUGGGUUUGCGCUGACGGCAACUCUGCGGGAAAAGCGCUCUGGCCAUUUUGGCGAAGAAAAAAUGCGACGAAGCUCUUCGUUUGGUAUGGAUAAGUUCCAGCCAAUGCAUCGACCCAGUCAUCCCUUCCUAAAUGGCCAUCAGCAAAACUUCAGCAUCUCUGGAAUUUCCAUCGACUCGCAGGCGACCGGGUACGGAGGCGGCGGUGGCGGCUAUGCGCCGUCAACGUAUGCGCAGUCUACUUUGGCAGCCUCCACCAUCAUGCCCAGCAUGCAAAUCCAGCCCGUCCGCAAUACUGAGACGACUGUAUGGGUAGAGGGGCACUGCUUCAACCUGGACCGCAAAGAUUCCAGUUCGACGUGCACUAUUUGUGCCGAAAAGGCGGACACCGAGGGCAUGUACCAUUGCUCCGCGUGUCAGACCGUGUCGCACGGACGCUGCUUGGGUGUCGCUUCGCUGGUCUGCCCUCAAGCAUUCCACGCUGACCGUGUUCGCGCUGCCUUUGUUCGCUGUCAGGCCAGCCUGCUCUACACUUAUCGCAAGCAUCUGGGCCGCCCGUCGAAACAGCAACGUUCAAAUGGACAGAUCUACGCAUUCGACAUGGAUGGGUUUAUUAAGAGUCUCCCACAUGAACAGCAAGACUACGCCGUCAUGAUGCGCGACACGCAGCUUUUCAACGAGUUUAUUCACGAGCGAGAGCUGACGGCACCGACGGAGCCUUCGAUCCGACUGUUCGACGAAGUCAUCAUGGCCAAGAAGGCGCGUGGACGUCCCGGUCUUUCGUCUGGCCUCUCGACGCUCUCGCGCAUCUCUUCGAUCCGGGUGUCCCACGGCGCGUCCGCCAACGCAUUUGGCCUCGCCCCGCCCCGCGGCGGCGCCAACAAGCCACCGAACUACCUCAACGACACGUCAGACCACAUUUGGCGGACCGCGGCGGUGCCCGUGCCCAAGGGCAACUUUAUGGGGGAGUACCGCUCGGUUGUUACGCGAGUGCCUGCACGGCUGGAUCGCACCCUGAUGCGAGAGCCGCGGGCGAUUCAGGGCGUGCCGCGCGCAGAGCAGCGCGGUUCGCGCGGCCUUGUCCGAAAGCAGGUCGCAAGCAUGCUCGGCACCACGCCGCCGCCUUAA